AUGGCGGCGACAAACCACGUCAAGUUCCUCCGAGAUUACAUGCCCGAUCUUUCCGAAGAAGUACGACAAGUUAGCUUCACGGUAAUGAAGUACUUCUGGGACCAGUACAGUGUACCAACGUGGAAUGCGGCCGCAUUUAUUGCUCAUGAAGCUGUCUCGAUUACCCUCGAACUCUUCGGCCCAGAAAGCAUGUCGCCGGCUGUCUGCGAGGGUUAG
Messenger RNA from Exophiala spinifera, 216 nucleotides. RefSeq lists its product as uncharacterized. The transcript has a single exon. Bases 1 to 216 code for a protein of 71 amino acids. The record is from RefSeq and is a predicted model, not a curated record. NCBI's taxonomy places the organism in Eukaryota, Fungi, Ascomycota, Eurotiomycetes, Chaetothyriales, Herpotrichiellaceae.